GACAGCUUGACAAAUGUUUUGACGUUUAAAUGUGACCAUCAAAUAUUAUACUGUUAUGGGUGUAAUAAAUAAACGCAAUAAAGAGUGAAAAUAAAGUACAAAAUCUCAGUCCCAUAAAGUCAGUAAAGUAUCAUAGAUACACAAACCGAAUAGUAAUUUUCAACAAAAUGUUUAUAUUGCCCUGACAAAGAAAAUAAUUAAUGCAAAAAAUGUUCAGAAGUAGGAGUUGGUUUGCUGGUGGUUGGGGUCGUCCAAAAAAUUUACAUUCCUUAGAACAUUUAAAGUACCUGUACAAUGUUCUUUCUAGAAAUCAGACAGUUUCUGAACAUAAUCGAGGACUAUUGGUCGAAUCAUUGAGGUCAAUAGCGGAAAUAUUGAUUUGGGGAGAUCAGAAUGAUUCUUCUGUUUUUGACUUUUUCCUUGAGAAGAACAUGUUAUCUUUUUUUCUUCGAAUUAUGAGACAAAGAAGUGGUGGAUCUAGUUUCGUCUGUGUGCAGUUAUUACAAACCCUCAAUAUAUUAUUUGAAAACAUUAGAAAUGAAACUUCUUUAUAUUAUUUACUGUCCAAUAAUCACGUAAAUUCCAUAAUAGUACACAAAUUCGAUUUUUCUGAUGAAGAGGUGAUGGCUUACUACAUUUCAUUCCUUAAAACUCUCAGUUUAAAGUUAAAUGCUCAUACGAUACAUUUCUUUUAUAACGAACAUACAAAUGACUUUCCAUUAUACACAGAAGCUAUAAAGUUUUUUAACCAUCCAGAAUCUAUGGUUAGGAUAGCUGUUAGGACAUUGACUUUAAAUGUUUAUAAAGUGGAAGAUGCUAGCAUGUUAGCUUUUAUUAGAGAUAGAACAGCCGCACCAUAUUUCUCUAAUAUUGUCUGGUUUAUAGGCAAACAUAUCCAAGAGUUAGACACUUGUGUAAGAAAUGAUGCUGAUCACCAAUCUCAAAAUCGCCUGGCUGAUCUAGUUGCAGAACACUUGGACCAUUUGCACUACAUCAACGACAUCCUCUGUUUAAACAUCACUGAUCUAAACCACGUUCUGACUGAUCACCUGCUACACAAAUUGCUCAUACCUUUGUACAUAUAUUCUUUAACUUCGACACAAAGGCAGUCGUCUACCAUUGACUCUGCUACCCAAAGCCUUAGCAGGAUUUCCGUGACCCCUAGGGGGUCUGAAAAUAACAGUCCCAAAGUCCAUGACUUUUCCACCGGCAAAGUUUCCUGUGUUGUUGCCUUGUUUUUAUUAUCACAAGUGUUUUUAAUAUUGUCUCACUCGCCUUUAAUCCAAACUCUAUCUUGGAUUAUUUUGAAGACUGACAGGUCGGUCUUCGAGAAAGGCGUUGAUAAACUGCUGGAGUAUUACGAGAAAGAGAAGGAAGGAAAAAGUUUGGAAGAUGAAGCAAGCACUCAAGCUCUCAGUGACGUUAGUUCAAGGGACAGUAGCAGUUCUAAAGAGAAUAUCUUGGAUGAACAACCGAAUAUGAAUAUCACAGACGAAGAGAAACAAAGGCUGGCCACUACUCCGACCGAAGGGGCAGCUUCGAUAGAUCAUCCAUUCCUCGAGACGGUUUAUACUGCUUUAGACUGUUCUGAGAAUGAUUAUGCGGCCUUAUUUGCUCUUAGUUUAUUGUAUGCGAUGGCAAAUAAUCCAGGUGUUACCUCAGAUAUUACAGAGCAAGUACUCAGGCCAAAGAAGUCGUUCAUAUCAAAAUCAAUGUCAUCGUCGAAAGACGUCCGAUACACGUACAAUACAUUUUUGAUAGAAAAGAUUCUAAAUAUCAUAAUACUGUCCUGUCAACCAUCAUGUAGAGUGAGACUGGUGACACUGGAGCUGGCCCUUAAACUUUUCGUGCAGCUAAUUAUGUGCGACGGGAAGAAUAUCCUACUAGAAUCUCAUAGGUCGACAAUAGAAACUGCCAAGACUCAAAGUACGGCGUUGCUAAGGAAUUUUUAUAAAAGCGAAGAGAUAUUUUUAGAUAUGUUUGAACAUGAAUACUGUGAUAUGUCAAAGGGUUCUUUAAACGUAGAAUGGCUGUGUAUGGACAGUGCAAUCUUGUUGCCGCCUACUGGAACUCCCAUGACGGGAAUUGACUUUACUAAAAGACUACCUUGUGGUGAGGUAGAACGUGCGAGAAGGGCGAUUCGAGUAUUUUUUCUCGUAAGGAAUCUGGUGCUGACACUGAACGGUGAAGUAGAGAACCAGUUACCGCUCACAAAUCCUCAGAGCUGCGUGCAGAUCGACCAGGCUUUGGACCUGAGUAUAUCUCGUUACAAUUCGGACUUGAUCGCUUGUACCGUUCUCUGGAAGGACGGCACAAAAAUGAGAAGGUUUUUGGUGAUCGACAUUCUUCAGCUUAUUUUGGUUGAACCAGACACAAAACGACUAGGCUGGGGUGUGGCGAAAUUAGUAGGGUUCCUGCAAGAUAUCGAAGUGACUGGGGAUAAGGACGAUUCACGAUGUUUGCAUAUUACCAUCCACAGGCCGAUAUCCGGAGCAACGACUAACAGAGUACCGUUACUUAACGCAAAAUUCAUAUUCGACGAUAAUAUUAGGUGUAUGGCAGCAAAGCAGAGACUGACGAAGGGAAGGAUAAAAGCUCGUCAAAAGAAAAUGCAGCACAUCGCCCGCCUACUUGAAAUCCCCGGCCAAUCGGGACCCCCCAGCCCGGCAUUUGCCGGUCAGGGCUUGUACGGUCCGAGGUCUGCAGGUCGGGGCACCAGAGAGAACCGACCUCUGUUUAACGUGUCCCGAGGACCGGGUUUUGCGGCUCCCAGGAGGGAAAGCUCGCCAGGGGUCGUGCACAGAGCGGACGAUUCCCGAAGACUCCGUGAAGGUGAGAGCCCAAAUCGUAUUUCUAACCUAAAAAAAGAAAACGGUAGAAAAGACAACCGUUCGAGAGAUAGCUCGUCAAAUAGAGUUAGAUCGAGGGAAGGGUCUCCACGUAUGCCAAGACCGAGGUCAGAAGAGAUACCUUUGGAACUAAUCAAAAAAGCACCUAAUUCGGUUAUAGAUAUGGCACCGAAAAUUACUAUUUUGCCAAGACCACAAACACCAAGAACUGUGAUUGAACCCGAACCUUCGACAUCCAGCGAAAAUGCGAUAGCGAAAGAUUUAAAUAUGUCAGUUGCGACAACAGUAUCCGAGGAAACCUCUUUUAUAGCAGAACAACUUAACAAGGACGACAUAGAAACUGUUUAGUUUCUUUAGUUAGGAGUUAUUUAAUUGUAUUUAUUAUUCGCUAAGAGGCUUUGUUAAGGAUGUAAAGAUCAAAUUUAUUAUUAAAUAAAAAGUACCCAUCGA
Messenger RNA from Anoplophora glabripennis (Asian longhorned beetle), 3299 nucleotides. It is a transcript of the gene ema, whose product is annotated as protein CLEC16A homolog. The coding region runs from base 201 to 3197 and encodes 998 amino acids. Gene Ontology annotation, cellular component: late endosome; endolysosome membrane. Gene Ontology annotation, biological process: endosome to lysosome transport; endosomal transport; regulation of autophagosome maturation. Lineage: Eukaryota; Metazoa; Arthropoda; Insecta; Coleoptera; Cerambycidae. The record is from RefSeq and is a predicted model, not a curated record. The transcript is spliced from 11 exons.